AUGGCCGUGCAAGCUGGCCUGGCACUUCUCAUAUCCCCCUGGGCAUCUAGGACGCGGACGGCAAGCCAGUCGAUUCUUCCAGUCUGCUCUGGCCUCCGACACGUUCCAGCGCGGCGUCGGGCGCAUGCUGCGUUGCAGCGGCCCCAACAUGUCGGGUGGGUUCCCAGCCGCAUGGAAGCACGGACGCACGCUUCCACAAGCUCCGGACAUGCCCAAGCUCCGAGCAGUUUUCAUCGCAGUUGUGGACUGAGGGCGGGUCAAUUUGUCUGCUUUGGAUACCCCGGGUAUAGUUUGCAAGCAGAGUUGGGGCCAGUUGUGGCAGUUUCAGCGGGUGAAUCGCACUCCUGUGCAUUGCGGGCAGAUGGUCAGCUAGUCUGCUUCGGAGACAGCGAAAACGGACAGUGCGAGGUGCCGCCGGAUUUGGGACCGGUUGUGGCAGUUUCAGCAGGCUAUCGUCAUACAUGCGCAGUGCGGACAGAUGGUCAGUUAGUCUGCUUCGGAGACAGCAGGUAUGGGCAGUGUGAUGUGCCAAUUGAUUUGGGAGCGGUUGUGGCAGUCUCUGCAGGGAGUCUGCAUACAUGUGCCGUGAGGACAGAUGGUCAGCUAGUCUGCUUCGGAGGCAGCAAUAAAUAUGGCCAGUGCGAUGUGCCAGCAGAUUUGGAACCAUUCGUGGCAGUUUCAGCGGGCAACACCCAUACAUGUGCAGUGCGCGCAGAUGGUGAGCUAGUCUGCUUCGGAGACAGUGAAAACGGACAGUGCGACGUGCCGCCGGAUUUGGGACCAGUUGUGGCAGCUUCCGCAGGCUACCGGCAUACCUGUGCAGUGCAGGAAGACGGUCAUCUAUUUUGCUUCGGAGACACUGAAGAUGGGCAGUGUAAUGUUCCAGCAGACUUGGGACCCGUUGUUGCAGCUUCAGCAGGCUAUCGCCACACCUGCGCACUGCGGGAAGGUGGUCGGUUAGUCUGUUUCGGACACAGCAGGUAUGGGCAGUGCGAUGUGCCAAUCGAUUUGGGACCGGUUGCAGCAGUCUCAGCAGGUAGUUUUUACACCUGCGCUGUGCGGACGAAAUGGACGGCUCAUGACCGUACCGAGCAGAUGGUUGCCGAUGCCGAGGCAAGGUCGCAGAGUCGCUAUCGAAGCUGGGCUUUGGCCUCCGAGGUUCCAAAGGAUGCGCGGGCUUGGAAGGAGAGAGUCCUACCAUUCUUCGACGACUUCGCGUCGACUUGCUCCUCUUUGCGUCAGGCGCCAACUUUUUCGGAGGAUUAUCUCGAGGCUGAGAACAUCGUCGAGGCGAGCGUACGGCUUCCUGUCGUCAGUGCGCAGCUGAGCGAAGACGAGCUCGAGGCACCACCACAGGCGCCGCAGACGGCCGACGAGGUGGGACAGUGGCUCGCCCGCCACGAUGUGCUGCAGACGCUCAAGAGUGAUGAUGGGAUGAACCCAGCAUGUUCCUGCGGAUGGAAGUCGGGAUUCCGCAGGGAGCCGAUGACGAUGGAGGAAGUCCUUCGAGUCCGGAUCCUUGAGCGCGCGAAUGCCAGCUUCGCGCGGAGGGCCAAAGCCAUGCGAACGACGCGGUAA
Symbiodinium sp. CCMP2592 is the source of this 1578-nucleotide messenger RNA. NCBI's taxonomy places the organism in Eukaryota, Dinophyceae, Suessiales, Symbiodiniaceae. The record is from the annotation of a GenBank genome assembly.